Rotaria sp. Silwood1 is the source of this 489-nucleotide messenger RNA. The record is from the annotation of a GenBank genome assembly. Lineage: Eukaryota; Metazoa; Rotifera; Eurotatoria; Philodinida; Philodinidae.
AUGACAAUUCCAAAUGCAUAUUCACCAACAAUUAAACAACCAGAGCGAGUGAGUUUAACGUUACUUGAAACAAUAACAGAUACAUUAUUACCACAUUGGCAAGAAUUAGCUGUUGCAUUUCAAUUUAAUCCAGAUUUACAACUUAGAACUAUUAUUGUUUAUGGUUGUAUAUCAAAAACAACAAGUGAUCGUGAAAUAAAAGCUUUAUUACGUAUACUUGUUAAAGCACUUGAAUCAUUUUCUCAUAUUGAUUUAAUUGAUUCACUAAUAAUGUGUUUAACACGUUUAUUAUCAUUAUUAUCUACAGAAUAUAAAAUUCAGAAAUUUAAUGCGCUAGAUUGCUUUAUCAAUACUUCAAUUAGGACUUCAAUUAAGAGAAAACCAUUUAAAUGGAAAUUUAAACAACUACAUGCAACCAUGGCUUUAUCAUUUAAAUCAAAUUUUACUUUCGUGGCUGCUGAUUAUUUUAUUAAAGGUAGAAAUUCUUAA